AUGCUGGGCCAAUUCCACCGCCGCUGGGAUUGCUGGUACCUGAUAGCGUCCCAUAAAUUCAGCAUUCUGGAAAGGCGUCGAGUCGUCAUAGUCUGCUGA
Messenger RNA from Trichoderma gamsii, 99 nucleotides. RefSeq lists its product as hypothetical. The coding region runs from base 1 to 99 and encodes 32 amino acids. NCBI's taxonomy places the organism in Eukaryota, Fungi, Ascomycota, Sordariomycetes, Hypocreales, Hypocreaceae. The record is from RefSeq and is a predicted model, not a curated record. The transcript has a single exon.